Messenger RNA from Polyodon spathula (Mississippi paddlefish), 3559 nucleotides. Its product is annotated as exocyst complex component 3-like. Gene Ontology annotation, molecular function: SNARE binding. The transcript is spliced from 13 exons. Bases 147 to 2372 code for a protein of 741 amino acids. Gene Ontology annotation, biological process: exocyst localization; exocytosis. Gene Ontology annotation, cellular component: exocyst. NCBI's taxonomy places the organism in Eukaryota, Metazoa, Chordata, Actinopteri, Acipenseriformes, Polyodontidae. The record is from RefSeq and is a predicted model, not a curated record.
GUUGGUCUUGCCAGCAGUCGGGCGGUGGACAAGCUCUAGACAAGGAAGUUAGUAUUUUAAUAAGAAGAAUGUGAUUAAUGCCUCAAUAUAAAUCAUUCUUAUCAGUUUAAUAAUCCACAGGUAAUACUACAGGAUCAGCAGUUGAAAUGGAGGAGACGGACAGGGAGGCUGUUGCAACAGCCAUACAAAGAGUUGCUGGGAUGCUGCAAAGACCAGACCAGUUAGACAAAGUGGAACAGUACCGCAGGAGGGAGGCUCGCAAAAAGGCCUCAGUGGAGGCUAGACUCAAGGCGGCUAUUCAGUCUCAACUCGACGGGGUACGAACUGGUCUAAGUCAACUCCAUAAUGCCUUGGGGGACGUGAAGGACAUCCAGCAGUCCCUGGGAGACGUUAGCAAGGACUGGAGACAGAGCAUCAACACCAUAGAGAACUUGAAGGAUGUGAAGGAUGCUGUCGUGCAGCACAGUCAAUUGGCUGCAGCUGUGGAGAACCUCAAAAACAUUUUCUCAGUGCCAGAGAUAGUCCAGGAGGCUCAUGGCCUGAUUGAGCAAGCGGAGCUUCUACAAGCCCACCGCAAGCUGAUGGACCUGGAGUGCUCAAGGGACGACCUCAUGUACGAGCAGUACCGCAUGGACGUCAAGAACACGCACGACAUGAACCUCAUCCGCAGUUACUUUGGGGAGGUGCAGAAUCUCUCUGAGGAGCUGGCCAAGCAGCUGUGGAUGGUGCUCCAGAGGUCUUUGCUCACCGUCCGUCGGGACCCCACAAUGGUGGUCUCUGUGGUGCGCAUCAUUGAACGCGAGGAGAAGAUCGACAGGCGAAUGCUCGACCGUAAGAAGCAGACAGGCUUCAUCCCGCCUGGUAGACCCAAGAAAUGGAAGGAGAAGAUGUUUGAAGUUCUGGAAAGGACUGUGAGCACCAGGAUUGAGGGUAGUCAGUCAGACACCCGCGAAUCUGAUAAAAUGUGGCUUGUACGCCUCCUGGAGAUCACUCGCAAAUACGUGCAGGACGAUCUUAUUGUGAUUAAGAACCUGAUGAUCCAGUGUUUCCCGCCUAACUACGACAUUUUAAACAAAUUCUUCACCCUGUAUCACAAGGCACUGUCGGUGCGUAUCGAGGAACUUGCUUCAGAAGACCUUGAGGCUAAUGAAAUUGUUUCCCUUCUCACCUGGGUUCUGAACACAUACAAAAGUGCAGAGAUGAUGGGACACCCAGAAUUAACCACAGAAAUGGACGUAAACAGCAUGGGCCCUCUGCUUCCGCAAGAGGUCGUAGAUCAGCUACUCAGCAAGUAUAUACAGAUUUUUACGUCAAACAUCACUGGCUGGUUACGGAAAGCUCUAGAAACUGACAAGAAGGACUGGAAGAAAGAUACGGAACCAGAAGCUGACCAAGAUGGUUACUAUCAGACCACACUGCCUGCCAUUGUCUUCCAGAUGUUUGAACAAAAUCUUCAAGUGGCUGCUCAGAUUGAUGAAAUAUUUAAGCAGGAGGUGCUGCGUCUGUGUUUGAAACAGAUGACCUCCUUUUUAAUUAGGUACAGGGAAGAAGCAAUUGCUUACAAAGAAGAUCAUAUGAGAGAUAGACAACAUCCUCAGUGCUAUGUUCAGUAUAUGAUUGCUAUUAUCAACAACUGCCAAACCUUUAAAGAGUCCAUAAGCAGCUUAAAGAAGAAGUAUUCCAAAACAGAAUUUAAUGAAAAUGACGCUGCCAUCAACUCAACAUUAGACAGUGUGGCAAAAGAUGGAUGUGUGUAUCUGUUGGAUGAAGUCUUUAUGGAUCUGGAGCAACAUCUCAACGAGCUUAUGACUAAAAAAUGGCUGAGCGGAUCCAACGCUGUGGAUACCAUUUGCGUCACAAUAGAGGAUUAUUUUAAUGACUUUGCCAAAAUUAAGAAGCCAUACAACAAGGAGAUGACAUUUGAGGCCCAUCGGAGGGUGGUCAUUGAAUACAUUAAGGCAGUCAUGCAAAAAAGAAUAGCUUUCAAAAAUCCAGAUGAGCGAAAAGAGGGAGCAGAAAGAAUGAUCAAGGAAGCGGAACAGUUUAAAUUUCUUUUCAGGAAACUUUCAGCAGGUUUAGGUGAGGAUACCGAUAGGUUGUGUGAUACCAUUGUUGCUUUGGCAGAAGUUUUUAAACUCACCGACCCUACCUUGCUGUAUCUUGAAGUAUCUACACUCGUCUCAAAAUACCCGGAUAUCAGGGAAGACCACAUUUUAGCUUUGUUGGCGGUGCGUGGAGAUGCCAGUCGGGAGAUGAAGCAGACGAUUAUCGAAACUCUGAAUCAAAACAAAUCCUUGUCGACUGUAAACGUACAGCCAGUUUUCAGAGAUAUUGUUGUCCCAACUAUGACAGUGACUAAACUACUGAAAUAAAUGUCAAACAAAAAAAAGAUGGACUGAUGUGAGAAGACACUUUUCUGAAGUACAAUAUAGAUUUCAUUUGAGGGGAAAAAAAAUCUGAACAGAUUUUAAUUAAUUUGUGUGUGCACUUUUAAAAUGAAAUAAGGAUAAGGGGAAACUUGUGAGUGUUUAGUGUUGUUACAACAUAAUAUAGCUGCCAUAAGAUGACAUGAAAAUGACUGUUUUAGUUAAAGACUAUAGGUGGAUUACCUUAAAAGUUCAUACUUGAUGUACAGAGAAUAGUUUUCGCCUCUUUUUAUAUGCGAUUUGACUAAAAAGGCACAUUUGAAAACAUUUGUUAAUUUUCACAAAUAAAUACAUUUGGUGUUGGUGCAUGUAUGUUCAGUCUCUGGAGGCUCUUUUCUUAAUUUACAGUUUGGACCAUAUCAACAGUUAUCCUACUUGGAGUGGCUGUCAUUUACACAUACAAUGGUUUCUAACCCAUGAUUUAACAUUUUAUUUUCCUGUUGGGCCAUGCCAUUGCAAUUUAUAUGGAAGAAUUGGUCUGAUAUUGAUGACUUAGCCAUUCCCUUUAUUUUUUAAUUGUUUUUCUAUAAUAUAUACCAGGCAGUUCAACCUAAGAAUGUAAAAAGUAAUCUCUAUCAUUGUAUUCCUAAUUCGACACUCAUCGCAGUAUGAGAGUCCACAUCAAUAAAUAAAUAAAUAAUUCACAUCAGGCUUUAAUGGUAGAAGUAACAGUUUACACUAAACUCAUUAAAACCUCCAAAGGAGAUGGCUCCAUGAAAUUGGGUCCAUUUGUUGUUUAUUUGUAUCUUACAAUAUAUACCAUUUUAAGCUCUUUGAGUCAUUAUAAUGCUUAAUCUCAAGAAAUGUCAAAGGAACUGCUUGCUAGAGGGAAAUGUAAUUCUAAAAGUCUGGGGUAUCUGCUGAUUUGCAGUCACAGCUUUAUUGAGAGUUUACCUAUUGAGAUGUUAAUCCUUUUUCUGUAUGUGUGGCGUGACUCUUAACAUUUCUACUUGAUGUACCUUCUGAUUUCAUUUUUUGCCCCCAGUGUUCUUUGUAAUGUUUUCACAUGUUAUUUUUUUUUUUUUAUUUGCUUCUGACAAUCCUGCCAGAAACCAUUAUGUUCUACCUUAUAUAUCAAUGUAUUAAUCCCAUACAAAAAUACCACGAUAAAGCUGAAGUUUUAUGAAACAUUA